Molecule: messenger RNA, 920 nt
Organism: Corylus avellana
Lineage: Eukaryota; Viridiplantae; Streptophyta; Magnoliopsida; Fagales; Betulaceae
Source: RefSeq, a predicted model, not a curated record
CUUACAAAAUAGUUACCAAUUCUGUCCCCCCUCCUGCGCUUUUUCUUUCGCACCUCUAUCUCUCUCGAAGACCUUCCAAGCUCAAGGCAGGCCCCGAAGUAAUGGACGAACAAUUCAUACUCAGAGUUCCACCUUCUGUUGCAGAGCGAUUAGACCGCCUUUUGAGUGAAAGUGAAAAUGCUUCAUCUUCUGACGACAAGUCAUUGGAUUUGUCCUUUUCUGAGGAUGGGAAGAGUGGCACGUUUGUCAUUGGCAAUGAUCAUUUCCCUGCAUCACUGUUGGAUCUUCCUUGUGUUGUAGAAUCAUAUAAAACAUAUGAUGACAGUGUCUUGAUCAAGACUGCAGAUGUUGGUCAGAUGAUUAUGGUUAGAGAAGCAGGUGAUGCUGCUCCAGAUGUGGUGGAGUACAGACAUGGUCUCACCCCUCCUAUGAGAGAUGCUCGAAAGCGGAGAUUUCGCAGGGAGCCAGAUCUAAAUCCUGAGCUUGUACAGCGUGUCCUGAAAGAUUUAGUGAAGAUCCAUGCUGGUGCAGCGGCGGAGAAUGUUGAUGCUGAAGCUGCUGAGCAAGAGGAAGAUGUAGAUGGAAGUGUCCGAAAUGCAAGUAAAAAACCUGUACCUGCGCCUGUUGUUAAGGCAGAUGCCCCAGAGGUUGGAACAAAUGCUGGGGAGCCUGACAGAAGCGACUCUGAUGAAUCUGAUGACUCAAUUUGAAGAGCAUGUAUUGCUGUUAGUUUAAUUUUUUUGUUUUUGUUUUUGUUUUGUUUUGUUUUUUUUUUUUUUUUGUAUCUUGUCUUGUUUUGUAAUUCAACACACGAAUUAAUUUGGUUAUGUUAGGUUAUUAGCUAUAUGGUGUGCAUUGUGAAGAAUUUCCACAAAAGGUGGUAAGGUGAUGUCUUGAGCAAGCAUAUUUUUCUUGAGAAA